AUGCAGACCUACGCGGUGAUUUGGGUAGACCCUUCCUACAAGCUCCGGACACGAAUCGACAGAAUUGGCGCCGAAGAUCCCGUCUGGAACGACAAAUUCCUAUUUCAAGUCUCCGCCUCCUUGAAGGCUCCGUCGCUCCUCGCUCUCCAGAUCCGCUUUCCAUCUGGCAAGUUUCACGGCGUCCUCAACAUCGGCGCUAUGGUCAUCGACGCCUCUGAAAUCACCGGCGACAUAUUCAACGUCGUCAACGAGAACUCGGCGGGGAGUAGCCGGAGUCGAAGGAUGACAAAGUCUAGAUCAGCUGCCGAUGACGGAGCAGCGAGUUCGAAGGAGAAUUCGUAUUCCGGCUCGGUGGAUUGCUCCGACAGUUCAGAUUCAGCGGCGUGGUCUACUCUGCCGUCGCCGCUGACGGAGUGGAACGGUAUUCGGAAUUUGACGGGAAAGAAUCACAUGCGGUCGUCAUCGGACGGCGGAGGAUUGCUGUGCUGUUUCUUGAUGAAAUCAUCGGGUUUGUGCUUGCAGGAAGAUAAUUGA
Messenger RNA from Tarenaya hassleriana, 534 nucleotides. RefSeq lists its product as uncharacterized. Bases 1 to 534 code for a protein of 177 amino acids. The transcript has a single exon. NCBI's taxonomy places the organism in Eukaryota, Viridiplantae, Streptophyta, Magnoliopsida, Brassicales, Cleomaceae. The record is from RefSeq and is a predicted model, not a curated record.